AUGGCAGGGAUGGAAAGUGCGCUGGCUGCCAGUACGGGAAGCCUCAAGGCUACUGGCAAAGCCAAAAGCACAACCCUUGAUGGUUCAAGGGGUGUUCCGUUGAUGAUGAAUGCAGCGCCCAAAACGCCAGGAGGACGUGCCUCAAAGCAGACGCCCAUCAUCCCAUCAAAGGACGUUUCGCCGGAGCAGCUGCAACUCUUUGUCUUCCCCUCCAGCCUUGAGCAUCCAGAGUCGACCGGCCGGCUUGAGCUGUUUGCGUACUAUGGGCCCGUGGAUGAGGCCGGCAAACUCCGGGGUGGAAUUGGAGGUUCGCACGUCCACACGGACCUUGAGAUCCGGCAGAUGAUUCAUCAUGAGACACGUGAGAUGCUGUUCACCCUCUUCAAGAAGCCGAGAGAGACCGUCGAGGUCAUUGUGGACAGCUUGAUGCCUGCGGCGAUGGCAUACAAUUACACGUGGAGUGAGGUCAAGCAUCUUCUAAAGCCUUGCUUCAAUGAGAUGGGGAGCAAUGGCGGGAAGCUGAACUUCGCGCACAUGCAAAAGAUCAUUCUGCAGAGUCAGAAGGAGCGGUUGCAGGCGCUUCUUAAGGACAAGAACAUCGCCAUGAAGGAGCGAGGACCGAGGGUUCCUUUUCAAUCAAAGCCCCAGCACGCCCUCCUCGCCCCGAUUGCCAAGAAGCAGUUGAACUCCUGCGAGGAGCAGCAUUGGAGGCGAACGCGGUUGCAGAGAUUCUGCACCAACUUGGCUGAAAUGGAGGACCAAAACCUUCAAGAUCAGCUGGUCUCUAACGUCAUACUUUGCCGAAAUCCUGGCGACGUAGAAGACAGGUGGGACCGCUAUUGUGCCGUCAGACGUGUGGGCAAAGCCACUUACGUAAAGGCUCGAAACCAGCCCCUCACCGGCUAUGCUUCCAUGGACGAUGGCUUGGCUGACAAGCAUCCAGGAGUCUCAUCCCUCAUCUCUGCGGGUUACUCCAAGGGACCUGUUCUGUGA
Symbiodinium natans is the source of this 993-nucleotide messenger RNA. Lineage: Eukaryota; Dinophyceae; Suessiales; Symbiodiniaceae. The record is from the annotation of a GenBank genome assembly.